Molecule: messenger RNA, 891 nt
Organism: Leptosia nina
Lineage: Eukaryota; Metazoa; Arthropoda; Insecta; Lepidoptera; Pieridae
Source: the annotation of a GenBank genome assembly
AUGAGUCGCGGUCAAAAAUGGGUGCUCGUCAACCAGAAGAUAGCAGUUCUCUGCGGAAACGUUUCUUCCAUUGUUUGGUCUUUCAUGACCCUUGACAGCGAUGAUGUGCUGUUGCAGAACUUAGUGACAUGUCAAAUACUGCAUGUAUUGAAAAACUUUUUCGCCAUGGCCAAGUUUAAUGGGAUUUUUUCUGAGGCGAUAUAUAUCUACGACUCGUUCAAAAAUGCAACAUCCAGAUUCAACAACAACGUGCGCUGGUUCUUGUUCUUGGAUUGGGUCGUUCCUGCCAUCGUUAUGCUAUUCUACGUCGCUGUGCGCGUCUUUUACGAUCAGUCUACGUAUUUCUGCUGGGUCAAGGACAGCAACGCAACAAUUCUUAUAAAUAUGGCUAUUUACGGAGCCGUCGUAAUGUCGUUGGGUCUUUUCGGAAGAGUCAUCAUAAUGUCGCUCGGAACUUCUCUUAACGAAGGACACCAACGUCUUGUUAGAGGGGCGAAAGCGAAUCUCUUCACAACCUUGCUGGGGGCCUCUCAGUAUCAAGUUAUGUUCAGUGCCGCUUCAAAGGUGAGAAUUAGCGCAGCCCACAAAAUUGCAAACGCAGUUAUAAACAUUUUGCAGGGCCCGAUAGCGUUAGUAAAGUUCGUGUUUAUUAGGAGGGAAAAUUUGCGAGCUUUCCCCUACUGUCUCUUCCCUCGGCCGACCGCGCAACCACUGGAACUACAUAAAGGGAACGGUGGGGCACAAAGCUUCUCGGGCCCGCCAUCACGAUCUAAUUCACAUUCAAGUGGGGAUGUCGCUGGUGCUAGUCUCAACGUGAAUGAAUGUCUAUCCAGGGAAUUAACAGUCCACGAUAGUAUAGAACAACAGUCGAAGAACCAGAGUAAUGUGUAG